AUGUUUUCCGAAUUUCGAACAAACCCUCGCCAUAACUACGAUCAGACAGAUGACGAUGUCGAGUUUGACGAUAUCUCUGACUCGACCUCGGAACUUAGCUUGGGUCCACAGCUCAGAGAGUCUUUCUCGGAGUCACUUUCCUGGACCCAUAUCCAGUGUGAGCAAAGGGACAAGCCGCAAAAAGAACAGGCCACCUCAGCUAUAUUAGAGAGAACAAGUUAUCAACGGCUCAUGCCCCAGAGUGUUGUAAAAGCACAGAUAAGACGGACUGGAACCAAGAUUCAAGAUCGAUUACGUGAAAUUAUAAAGGAUUACCGCGAAAAGAUCCGAGAAUGCAACACUGGUGUGGAGGGUAUGAUAAUGGCAGCGCAAUACGUAAUUUUACACCCAAACUACACGGAAACAAUGGCUAACUAUUCCAAGGCCCAGGGAGAAACAAGUGUCGAGAUAGCACUAGCGACCGGGCAAGAUUCGCGCCACAUGCGAUCUAUCGCACUUGUCACAAUGCUAUUCCUACCAGGGACAUUCUUUGCUAGUAUCUUCUCCAUGGGGUUCUUUGAAUGGACAGGUAGUAACGGUUCAGUGGUGAUAUCUCAGUACUUCUGGAUCUAUGUAAUCCUAUCUGCAGGCUUUACGGCUCUUACUGUUGGAUUCUGGUGGUACGUAGGGGUCUAUCGCUACUCAAAACACCGACAUGUGACCUCUGAAACUGGAAAGAGGCUCUCUUUCAAGAUAAAGCGAAUACGGUCAGUAUUUGGGCAUAAGAUGGAAUAG
This is a messenger RNA of Fusarium sp. VM40, 774 nucleotides long. The record is from the annotation of a GenBank genome assembly. Lineage: Eukaryota; Fungi; Ascomycota; Sordariomycetes; Hypocreales; Nectriaceae.